Striga hermonthica is the source of this 1014-nucleotide messenger RNA. The record is from the annotation of a GenBank genome assembly. Lineage: Eukaryota; Viridiplantae; Streptophyta; Magnoliopsida; Lamiales; Orobanchaceae.
AUGUGUACCACCUCCACUUGCACGGCCGACGUCGCAGGAACCACCACCAUAACCGCCGUCCACCCCGACGUCAUCCGAUCACACAUCCUCAACAGGCUCGACGGCGCCGCCCUCGCCGCCGCCAGUUGCACCUCCCCACAGCUUCGCUCUCUUUGCCGAGAAGAUUGGCUGUGGCGGGAGAUCUGCAACUCCACGUGGCCGUCCACCGCCGACCCCGCCAUCCGCGCCGCCAUCUCCGCCCUCCCCUCCGGCCACCGCUCCUUAUACUCCGACUGCUUCCCCUCCGCCCGGCCUCACCCCUCCUCUCACGGCAAGACGAUUCUCCCGCCGGAAUUUCUAAUCUCUGCCGUUGACAUUUACUUCGCUGGCAGAUUGAUACACUCGAAGGUCCUGAAGACGGAGACUCUCUCCGGCUGGUUCCAGAGGUCGCCCUUCCGCCUCGACCUCCUGAGCCCCAAGGAAACCCUGCGCACGCCGCUCCAAUUCGACGACGACUGGGCAGCACGCGCCGCCGCGCUCCUGCGCGUGAGCUGGAUACUGAUCGACCCGCGGCGGGGACGGGCGGUGAACGUCGCCGGCUCUUGUUCGGUGGAGGCGCGGCGUGACUGGCUGACGGGGGACUUGCAGCUCCGGUAUGCCACGGUGGUGGACGGCGGUGGUGGGGAGAUGUUCCUGGGAGGCGUGGAAGUGGUGGUGGCGGCGGGGGAGAAUGUGUCGGUGAGAGAGGUGAGCGUGCGGUUGGAGGACGUGGAGGGGAGGGUGGUGGCCGGCGCGGACGGCCUGAGGGUGCUGGGCCUGGCCAUGGAGGGGCGGCGGUGGAGGGCCGACGGGGAAGCGGAGAGAGGGGCGUAUGAGAUGUUCGUGAGGGCGAAGGUAGGGUAUAGAGAGAGAAAGGAGAGGAGAGAGAGGAGGAUGGACCUGGCGUGUGUGGCCGCUGGAGUUUGGAUUUUCGUCUCCAUUUUGGUGUUUUUUUCUGUACGGAUGAAAAUUAGUUUUGGGGGAAUUAUGUUUUAG